AUGACACCGCCUCCGCCCGGAUGCGCCUCCCUCGGCGCCCCGCGCGCCCGCGCUCCCGGCCCGCCGGCUCGGCCCCGGCCCCCGCUGCGGCUGCUGCUGCUGCUGCUGUGCACGGCCGCCGCCGCCCGAGGCCACCCGAGGAGCGGACCCCGCGUCUCCGCGGUCUGGAAAGGCCGCGCAGGACAGGACUGGGUUGACUUCGGCCUGGCGGAGCCUCACACGGUGCUUUUCCAUGAGCCCGGCAGCUCCUCCGUGUGGGUGGGUGGACGUGGCAAGGUCUAUCUCUUCAACUUCCCCGAGGGCAAGAAUGCCUCCAUGCGCACGGUGGACAUCGGCUCCACGAAGGGGUCCUGCCUGGACAAGCGGGACUGUGAGAACUACAUCACGCUCUUGGAGAAGCAGGGCGAUGGGCUGCUCAUCUGUGGCACCAAUGCCCGGCGUCCCAGCUGCUGGAGCCUGGUGAAUGGCACCGUCGAGUCUCUUGGUGAGAAGAGAGGCUAUGCCCCCUUCAGCCCGGAUGAGAACUCACUGGUCCUGUUUGACGGGGAUGAAGUGUACUCCACCAUCCGGAAGCAGGAAUACAAUGGAAAGAUCCCCCGGUUCCGGCGCAUCCAGGGCGAAAUUGAGCUGUACACCAGUGAUACCGUCAUGCAGAACCCCCAGUUCAUCAAGGCUACCAUCGUGCACCAAGACCAGGCCUAUGAUGACAAGAUCUACUACUUCUUCCGGGAGGACAAUCCUGACAAGAACCCCGAGGCCCCUCUCAACGUGUCCCGCGUGGCCCAGCUGUGCAGGGGGGACCAGGGUGGCGAGAGUUCGCUGUCAGUCUCCAAGUGGAACACCUUCCUGAAAGCCAUGCUGGUGUGCAGCGAUGUCACCACCAAUAAGAACUUCAACAGGCUGCAGGAUGUCUUUCUGCUCCCUGACCCUAACGGCCAGUGGAGGGACACUAGAGUCUAUGGUGUUUUUUCCAACCCUUGGAACUACUCGGCCGUCUGCGUGUACUCCCUCGGUGACAUUGACAGGGUCUUCCGAACAUCCUCACUCAAGGGCUACCACAUGAGCCUUCCCAACCCUCGGCCGGGCAAGUGCCUCCCGGACCGGCAGCCCAUACCCACGGAGACCUUCCAGGUGGCUGACAGUCACCCCGAGGUGGCACAGAGGGUGGAGCCCAUGGGGCCUCUGAAGACGCCCCUGUUCCACUCGAAGUACCACUACCAGAAAGUGGUUGUCCACCGCAUGCAGGCCAGCAGCGGGGAGACCUUCCACGUGCUUUACCUAACCACAGACAGGGGCACCAUCCACAAGGUGGUGGAGUCCGGGGAGCGGGAGCGCAGCCUGGUCUUCAACAUCAUGGAGAUCCAGCCCUUUCACCACCCGGCUGCCAUCCAGGCCAUGUCGCUGGACGCCGAGCGGCGGAAGCUGUAUGUGAGCUCCCAGUGGGAGGUGAGCCAGGUGCCCCUGGACCUGUGUGAGGUCUACGGCGGGGGCUGCCACGGCUGCCUCAUGGCCCGAGACCCCUACUGCGGCUGGGACCAGGGCCGCUGUGUCUCCAUCUACAGCUCCCAAGCCUCCAGGUCAAUGCUGCAGUCCAUUCAUCCAGCUGAGCCACACAAAGAAUGCCCCAACCCCAAACCAGACAAGGCCCCACUGCAGAAGGUUUCCCUGGCUCAGAACUCUCGCUACUACCUGAGUUGCCCCAUGGAGUCCCGUCACGCCACCUACUCCUGGCGCCACCAGGAGAACGUGGAGCAGACCUGCGAGCCGGGCCACCAGAGCCCCAACUGUAUCCUGUUCAUCGAGAACCUCACGGCGCGCCAGUACGGCCACUACCACUGCGAGGCCCAGGAGGGCUCCUACUUCCACGAGGCUCAGCACUGGGAGCUGCUGCCCGAGGAUGGCGCCACCGCCGAGCACCUGCUGGGCCACGCCCGGGCCCUGGCUGCCUCCCUCUGGCUGUGCAUCCUGCCCACGCUGGCUCUCGGCCUGCUGGUCCACUAGGGCCCCGGGGCUGGGCGUGGCGCGGGUUCCUGGGGAGGCUCGGCCCGAUGGAGGACCCAGGCCUGGAGAUGGCCAGCCGCGGGCGGCUGCCAGGCCCGCGUGGGGCACGGGCCGUGGGGGCCGCGAAGUUGGGGCAUGGGUGACCUCGGACUUUAGCUUCUGGAGACCACUUUUCCAACGCUCCUCCUCAAACUUGGCCAAACGCGGUGACGUCUUCAAGAGCCCACGGGGCGGAGAGCGGGGUUUGGGAAGGGAAGCUGGGACCCUGGCUCCGGACCUGGGGGCCGAGGCUGGAGCCCUUCCGGCCCCUCCACCCCAGCUGCCCCUGCUCCUGCUCCUGGCGCGGCGAGCCCAGGGCUGCCUCCGUGGCGUCCUCACCAGCCCUGGGUCCCACCAGGCAGCGGCCUUGCAUGUUUAUUGAAGGAUGUUUGCUUUCCGGACGGAAGGACGGAAAAAGCUCUAUUUUUAUGUUAGGCUUAUUUCAUGUAUAGCUAAUUCUGACUGCAUCUGUAUGAAAAUACCAAAACUACAGGCUGGGGGUGGGGUGGGGCAGGGAGGGACUGGGGGAGAAAUGGGCUGGGGAGGGGGGUCCCAGUCGAGGCUCCGGGGACGGGGUGAGAGUCUAGGGGUAGGCAUGGGUUCGCGGAGAGUGGCAUGAGCUGGCUCUGCCCUGGGAUCCCAGUCUGAGGGAACACGCCCCAGUCCCCGCUGUGGGGGCAGCUAUGAGAGGGGGUAGGGUGAGGGAGACAGGGGAGGAAGAAGGAGAAACUGAGCCCUGGGUUCACCACGUCCAUGUAGAAGGAGGAGCCGGGUCCUCAGGGGGGGGUUCCAAGACUCUGCCCUUGGCAUUGGGGGUUGGGGGGCGGGGGGUCCUCUCCCCUCCCCUCAGCCCCCUUCCCCAGGGGCUGCGCUUCCAUGCUCCUAGUCUCCCACCUUCAGCUCAGGACAUGUUAUAACUUAGGCUAAACUGUGAAUUCCGGUGGGGACAGCCUGGGCCAAGCUCUCCAGGUGCGCGGCUCUGCCCCCAGCCCUGUCGGUGGAUCUCGGCAGAGAGCGGGCCCCUCUCUGGCUGUGUCUGGCCAGCCCAGGGCGGGGCCUGGGGCCGGCGGCCUUCCAGCUUGGGCCCCUGCAUCUCUUCUCAAUGCACUUUAAUAAUGUAACAUAUUACUAAUAAACCAGCUAUUUAUUUA
Canis lupus familiaris (dog) is the source of this 3191-nucleotide messenger RNA. RefSeq names its product semaphorin 7A (gene SEMA7A). Gene Ontology annotation, molecular function: integrin binding; chemorepellent activity; semaphorin receptor binding. The record is from RefSeq and is a predicted model, not a curated record. Gene Ontology annotation, cellular component: external side of plasma membrane. The coding region runs from base 1 to 2001 and encodes 666 amino acids. Gene Ontology annotation, biological process: neural crest cell migration; positive regulation of axon extension; positive regulation of macrophage cytokine production. The transcript is spliced from 14 exons. NCBI's taxonomy places the organism in Eukaryota, Metazoa, Chordata, Mammalia, Carnivora, Canidae.